Messenger RNA from Dermatophagoides farinae (American house dust mite), 434 nucleotides. RefSeq names its product NADH dehydrogenase [ubiquinone] 1 alpha subcomplex subunit 7. NCBI's taxonomy places the organism in Eukaryota, Metazoa, Arthropoda, Arachnida, Sarcoptiformes, Pyroglyphidae. Gene Ontology annotation, biological process: mitochondrial electron transport, NADH to ubiquinone; ATP synthesis coupled electron transport. The record is from RefSeq and is a predicted model, not a curated record. Gene Ontology annotation, cellular component: mitochondrial inner membrane; respiratory chain complex I.
UGUUGUUGUUGAUAUUUCAUAAUUUUUUUUUGUGAAUAAAUUCAAUUCUGAAAAAAAUGUAUCAAAGAGAUAUUAGUAAACCAUUACAAUUUUUUCGUGCCUUAUUAUUGGGUCGUACAUGGAAUAAUCAAAAUCGAUUUCAAGAUCAACUAUCACCAAGACCAUAUCCAAAACCGGAUUUGAAUCAAGGUGUAGCACAUAAAGCAUUUGAUAAUUAUUAUGUAAAUCGAGAUGCACGACGUUCUGUUUUACCACCACAAACAUUACAAUCACCAAAACAGAUUGGUGAUUCUAAAUCUAAUCUACCGCCAACACCUGGUCAUGUUCAUCGUUGGGAUUAAAUAUAUAAAAUAUUAUUCUUGUAGUUAUAUUUAUCUUUUGUUGAUUUCGGAACAAAAAAUAAAUAAAUAAAUAAAAAUUUUUUAAAACAAAAA